Messenger RNA from Jatropha curcas, 1735 nucleotides. The record is from RefSeq and is a predicted model, not a curated record. NCBI's taxonomy places the organism in Eukaryota, Viridiplantae, Streptophyta, Magnoliopsida, Malpighiales, Euphorbiaceae.
AUGGAAAUGAAGCCAGAAGACUAUUUCCGAUCGCCGAAAACAGCCGGACGCGCCACCACGCGCCGCGAGCUUCUUACUGGUGUUGUCCCAUAUACUGACAUUCGUGCAGAAGCUCAGGCCCACACUGUCCUGGAGAUGAAGUAUACGGAGCAGCAACUUACUGCAGCUGUUGUGUCUGGUAAACUGCGACCUGUUCUUGCUGGUCCCAGGUCAGGGGCAUCAACAAGUAUCCUGUCUUUGAUACAGAGGUGUUGGGAUGAAAACCCUGAAAAUAGACCUUCUUUUACUGAUAUUGUUUUGGAACUUGGCCCCAUUUUGGAGCAUAGGAAAAAAUCAAUUGAAGAAAAUUUGGCACUUGGUGAAUCUUCUAUUUUACAGGAUGAUCAGCUUAUUGACGGUGUCAACAACAGUCGAAUAUUACAUGAGAGUGUCAACUGGUCCACUCAGGGAGAACUAUCAUCAAAGAAAGCUUCUCUAGUAGUUAAUUCUGGUUUGAGAAAUUGGGUUGAUUAUUUAUAUGAUCCUUUGGCUUAUCAUCCAGUGCUUUCUUGGGGAUCCUUUGCUACAUGCGGAAGAAGGGAAACUAUGGAGGAUAUACACUUCCUUAUGCCUCAGAUAUGCAAUGAAAAGGAUAUCCAUUUUUUUGCUAUCUUUGAUGGUCAUAGAGGUGCAGCAGCUGCUGAGUUUUCAGCUCAAGCUUUGCCAGGAUUUCUGCAAAGUUUAGCUUGCACAAGCAGUCCUCAUGAUGCAUUACUUGAAGCAUUUGUUAGCACAGAUGUCGCAUUUAGAAAUGAACUAGACUCUCUUCGUAAAUCAAAGGGAUUUAUUAAAGAUUGGCACCCUGGUUGUACUGCUGUUGCUUCUUUGAUAAUUAGAAACAAGCUGUUUGUUGCCAAUGCUGGUGAUUGCAGGACAAUUUUAUGCCGGGCUGGCAAUGCCUUUCCUCUUAGUAAGGAUCAUGUUGCAAGUUGUCCUGAGGAGAGGGAACGUGUUGUUAGAGCAGGGGGACAAGUUAAAUGGCAAAUUGAUACUUGGAGGGUUGGUCCUGCUGCACUCCAGGUCACUCGCUCCAUUGGUGAUGAUGAUCUAAAGCCUGCUGUAUCUGCAGAACCCGACAUAAGUGAAACUACUCUAUCAGCAGAGGAUGAAUUUUUGGUCAUGGCUAGUGAUGGACUUUGGGAUGUUGUGAGCAAUGCUGAGGUGGUAAACAUAAUCAGAGACACUGUGAAAGAACCUGCUAUGUGCUCUAAGAGAUUAGCAACAGAAGCUGCAGAAAGAGGUAGCAAAGAUAACAUCACAGUCAUUGUCGUCUUCUUGCGCCCUGUAUCUACUGCAGAGAGAAUUUACUAGUUCAAAUGCAAAUGCAAGUUGGGAACCCAGAUUUGAAUGCCUGUAAUAUGGUCGGACGUUAUACAAUCUACUGCUGAUUGGAAUUUGCUACAACUUUGUUGUUCCAGCCAGCCUCUACCAGUGCUUCAAAUGUGUAAGAUGAGGACAAAAAGUACAAGCAAAAAAAUCUCUGCAGAUUAGAAACAAUAUCAGAGCUUUUCUGUGAAUUCAGGAGACACAAGUCAAACAGGAUGGUGUUGAAAAUUAUGCGUCCUUUACUCAUUCUUCAUUCAUUCAUGUAAUAUCUAUACAUUUUUACCGUUAUCGGAUUAGAAUUCGAUAAAAUUUAAAAAUUUCUGUUUCAAAUUUAUCUUUUAAAUAAAAUUUAUUUAUUAGAAUAAUCAAA